CUUAACAUCGUCCCUUUGUUGUAUAAAUAUACCCCAAAUCCCAAAUCAAGUACUCACAAAUUCAAAAUUACAAUCCUCAAAUCACUCUCUGCAUAAAAAACUCAAAUCUCUGUGAAAUCGGAAAACAUGUCUCAAGUUAUCGCAAGCCAUCGUGAAAAUGCCGAAGUUUACACAGAUCCGGUGGUUUGCAAGCAGAAAUCACUUGAACUUCUGAAGGAAAUCAACAUGCCCAAUGGUCUUCUCCCACUUGAAGACAUCGUAGAAGUCGGCCGCAACGCCGAAACCGGAUUCGUGUGGCUGAAACAGAAGAAGGCGAAAGAGCACAAGUAUAAGAAGAUCGGGAAGCUCGUCUGGUACGAUACUGAGGUGACGGCGUUUGUGGAGAAUCGCCGGAUGAAGAAGCUCACCGGCGUAAAGAGCAAGGAGAUCCUCAUCUGGGUUACGAUUUCUGAUAUUUCAAUUUCCGAUCCGGAGUGUAAGAAGAUUAACUUUGCUACCCCUACUGGACUUUCUAGGUCUUUUCCUGUGUCUGCUUUUGAAGAGGAGGAAGAAGAGGAGAAGAAGUGAAGUUGAAGGUUUCAGGGGGUAUUUUAAGGAAUUAAUAAUGUGAUUUUCAUUUUACUAGUACUAUUUAAAUAAUUAAAUUACUGUCUUUUUAUCUAUUUUAAUCCUAUCCUAUGUAACCAAAGUUAAAAGUGAAAAUGGAACUAUAGUUUAUAGUGGA
Molecule: messenger RNA, 724 nt
Organism: Solanum stenotomum
Lineage: Eukaryota; Viridiplantae; Streptophyta; Magnoliopsida; Solanales; Solanaceae
Exons: 1
Coding region: 127-567 (146 amino acids)
Source: RefSeq, a predicted model, not a curated record